AUGAGAGCCGUAUACGCGUAUGUUUCACGUUCAGACGCGAUCCUCAGUUCCGAGGCCGCUUUGGAAAAGAUUGUGCAGGGAGGAUAUACUCUCAUCUGCUUCAAUGAUUACAUUUCCGUUAUCGUUGCAUCUUAUUACACGGAUGAUCAGGGCCGUACACCAUACUAUAUAAGCAGAAAAGGUUUUUCCGUGUUCGCCAAUCUUGGAUGGGCUUUUAGGAAAGGAGCACCCUUCUACGAUCGAUUUAAUCUGCUGUUGAAUAGAUUGGAAGACACGGGUAUCACAAGUCACUGGACAAAAGACGUCUUGAGGAGGCGCAUUAAGGAAAACAGAGUAAUGAUCAAUAAAAACAAAGAGACAAGACAAGCGGAAAUACUUCAGAAAAACUCCUGCCUCAACUACACGCACGUGAUCGAAGACAAGAAACUUCCAUUCCCCGAUGUGCUAGUCCACCGCGAAGAAUCUUUAUUCUCCUUAACCGUAUACAUCAAGUCAACCAACCUUGGUUUCUCCCUUAAUGGAAAGUGUGAUUACACGGAGAAAUAA
Molecule: messenger RNA, 546 nt
Organism: Portunus trituberculatus (swimming crab)
Lineage: Eukaryota; Metazoa; Arthropoda; Malacostraca; Decapoda; Portunidae
Exons: 4
Coding region: 1-546 (181 amino acids)
Source: RefSeq, a predicted model, not a curated record